AUGGAUCCUUAUUCGCUGAGUGUGGAGCGCGAGGCAUCGAAGAACAUCGAGGAGAACGAGAGAGAACGUUUCAAAGACGCGAUCGUAUCGAGCAGAAGUCUGAACAAAGGCUUCGUCGAGCCUACUACCAUUAAAAAUGCCAUACACGAGAUCGCUUCCUGCAUCAUUGCCGCGUCUUUCCAUAUAUCGGUAGGACUAGCCAUGGCUUAUUCGGCUAUUUUGAUUCCCCACCUUGAGGCCGAGGACGCGGAAUUGCACGCAACGCGAGAACAGACUUCCUGGAUCGCCAGCGUGGUGGUAGUCAGCACACCUUUGGGUGCCUUGUUAGGAGGAUUUCUAAUGGAGACGGUGGGAAGAUUGCGGACCCUUCAAUUCGGCUCCGUGCCCUUCAUCGCAGGCUGGAUUCUCAUAGCGCUGUCGACCAAUAUCCCGAUGAUUUUAGUCGGUCGAUUGUUGUCCGGGCUAGCCACGGCUCUGGCAACUUCGCCGGCUAUCGUCUACAUCACCGAAGUCGCAAGACCAGAACUCAGAGGAUCGAUGAUAUCUUUCGGUCCAACUUUGGCCUCGUUUGGCAUGGUCCUUUCGUACUUGAAGGGUGCAUACAUUCAUUGGAGACUGGUGGCCUGGCUGGGCAUAAUCUACGCCGUCGUGCCAAUCAUUUUGGUGCAACUGUUCGUCCCGGAAUCGCCUGUAUGGCUCGUCUCUAAGGGACGAUUGGAGGAUGCGAAGAAAUCAUUGGAAUGGCUGUACAAGCACGAGGCGAAGCAGGGCAAGGUGUCCGCCGCGGAGGCGCAGUUCAAUACGAUCGUGAAGGAGAACGAGAUUAAAUUGAGCGAACAAAGAAAGAGCAAACACGGCGGUGUCUCCACUAAACUCAGGGGAUUCUUGAAGCCCACAGGAUGGAAACCGCUAACGAUACUCUUCCUCUUCUUCUCCUUCCAACAGUUUUCCGGCAUCUAUAUCACUCUCUUCUACGCUGUCACCUGGUUCCAAGAAGUCGGUUCCGGCGUGGACGCGUACAUAGCCUCGAUUCUAGUUGGUGUAACUCGUUUCCUGUGUUCGAUGGUGAAUACUUGGCUGCUAAGGCGGUACAAGAGGCGGCUCCUCUGUAUAAUCUCGUCUUUGGGAAUGGCCUUUUGCAUGACCGUUUCCGGUUACUACACCUAUCUUAUUAAGAACGGCGAUCGUUCUGGAUACUGGGUUCCUGUUGUAUGUCUGUUACUUUACGUUUGCACGUCUAUGGUCGGUAUGUUGACUAUUCCUUGGACCAUGACGGCCGAAUUAUUCCCUACCGACAUCCGAGGAAUCGCACAUUCCAUCAGUUAUUCCAUAGCCAACUUGCUAAUGUUCGCUGCUCUGCAAAGUUACAGAAGCUUACAAAGCUUCCUUGGUGGAUCCCAUGCCGUGCAGUGGUUCUUCGCUGGUGUUUCCAUAACGGCCGUGGUGUUCGUGUGGCUAUUGCUUCCGGAGACUCACGGCAAGAAGCUUUCGGAGAUCGAGGAGUACUUCGAGAAUCAUUUCCUAGCAGUGGGUGCCGAGGCGAAAACGAAGAAACGGCGGGCACAGAGAAAGCAACAGCGUAUGGACAGAUCCGCCACGGAACCGUUGAACCCGAAAACCAUACAAAACGUGUAGAUGCUUUCUCUUCCAUGUGGCUAGGGGGGUUCGUGGCGAGGAAGAGUUCUUAGCUGUAUGUACAUAUAACGUUUCUUCUAUACAUGACACACGGAUUACCGGAUUUUUACUUAAAGUUGUUACCUCUGUAAAACACGAAGCGCGAGGAUACGCGAGAUCAGAUUUUUGCGAAAGCGAAGCUACUUCGAUAUCGUUGAGGUCAAGAUCGAAGAUAGAGCACUUUGCAGAGCCGAGACAGGAAGACAAAGAGAGAGAGAGAGAGAGAGUAUAAAUAUAUUACGAAGCUGCGUAGUUUCAUAAUCGAGUGUUUCGCGGCGAAUUAAUUGAGGGCAGAACAUAGAUUAGAGGAAAGGAGCCGUAUGACGAGAGAAUGGAAGAGAGAACAGAUAUAUUUCGAGGCUAGACGAAACACGGCCAACGGUCUCGGAAACGUUUCGCCCAUCGACCAGGAUAAUAUAUAGGGUGGACGAAUAGCCUCGCUUGUUGCUAAUUCCAGGAAAAUUUGUUAACGUAUAUUUGUAGACUGAUAUAAUGGAUAAAUUUCUGCCAUCACUGGCCUACCGCCAGUUCCGCGAUAACAGAAUAACUUUUUUAAGAGGCAAACGAUAGUAUAAUACGUUACAUACGCGUGAAUUCGUGAUAUACAUAUAGACGUGUCUGUGUAUACAGGUAUAGAGACGAUGAGACGAUUGAUGAUAAUACGCACGGCAUGUACUUGCAACGCGAUAUUGCAGAAGCAGCCAGACGGGAAUUUUUUUACCAAAAAGCUCUAGCGAACGACUGUACGCGAGACUAUAAAACAGUAUUAUACGUUGAUCUGAUAUAGCCUCCCUUUUGCCUUUAUAAAAAUGUAUAUGAGGGUGGCCGUAGAAGAAGACGAUAAAAACAUCCUUCGUUCGGGAACAGAGGCCAAGUGCGCGGCCAACUUUAAUUUUUUCCUCGCGUCGCGCCGUAGAUCGUCUCGCGAAAUACCUUAUGAUCGUUUGCCGUUUCCAGGCAAUAGCAUAGCAUUCCCCUUUUGCAAACUAAUUGUUAACAACUUUGCUGUGAUUUACCGAUAUAGACAAGGACAAAGUCGCGCAACGAGAGGAAGCAGUAUCCUGUUUUGCCUAUGGAGCGUAUAGUUUCAAAUGCCAAUAUGUACAUACAUACAUAGUAUCGAAGCGCAGGCGCAGGCGCUGCGUUGUGUAAAUCAUUAACGCCGAACAAAUCUAUCGGUUUGUUCCAACUUACGGACUUGCUUUCUUUCCAAUGGCGCCCAUCUACUUAAACUAGAUACCUAAAUCUUACGAUCGUCCCUUUUUCUACGACAUUUUUCUCCCGUUUGAUAUUCAAGUUGAUAUACGCAUCACUUUUUUACCAUGCCUUUUUAUAAACUAUCUCUUCGUGUCUACCGAAUGGCCGAAAAUGGACCACUGAUCGAACGCGCACAAAACUACCUUUUUACCAGUUUAUUAAUCGUCGCCAGUUUACGGACAUUCUUAGUCGUUGACUAAUCGAACAUAAGCGUUUGUAUCGAAUGCGAUAGCCGCGAUCGGUGCACCCGCGGUGUAUCUCAAAGUAUCGGCUAUUCGAUACUUCGAUACUCGACAAAAGUCACGCGAAAUCCAUGUCCAAGCGUCGAUUGGUUUUUAGCGAAAUUCAGCUUGUCCGUAAAUUGUUGGAAAAGCGAAACUAUUACGAGCAAAGAUGCGACCAAAUCCUCCAUGAUUAUCGCCAUUAGUAGAAGGAAAAGUGAGGAGCAUAGUCUAUGAUCGAAAAGAAUGUGUUUAUCAAACGCCAAUUUCGCCUAAGAAGAUCUCUAAAAACAUAUACGUAUAUCGAAGUUUUUGGUUCGACAAGUGCCUUUCUUUUUUCUCUCCACUCUUUCAUUCGUUUUUUCGUAAUAUAAGUAUGCGUGAAUAUGCGAACAGAAUAGAAAUUUAUAAGAAUGUACUUUGUAUCCUUGUAUCUAUAUAGUACGCUUGUAUUCUUCGAUUGUACAUGUAUGUGUAAGUACAUAUGUACAUGUAUAUACCUACAUCUAUAUGGCGUAUAUACGUACCAUUGCAGAAUUUCAUAGAAUGUUUCUAAUAAAAUCAUAUUUUUCGAAACUGCUAAA
Molecule: messenger RNA, 3736 nt
Organism: Bombus impatiens (common eastern bumble bee)
Lineage: Eukaryota; Metazoa; Arthropoda; Insecta; Hymenoptera; Apidae
Product: facilitated trehalose transporter Tret1-2 homolog
Exons: 8
Coding region: 1-1635 (544 amino acids)
Biological process (GO): transmembrane transport
Cellular component (GO): membrane
Molecular function (GO): transmembrane transporter activity
Source: RefSeq, a predicted model, not a curated record